AUGUCAGAAGAUCAUUCUCAAACAGAAGAUAUUACCCUUCAUGACACAUCAAAACCAAUAUGGGAAAGCAGGACUACAUCUCCAAUGAUCGAGCGUAUACCAACAUCCAAGUUCAAGUUAAAAUUAAAAUAUGGGGGUUACUUUCGGCUAAUGAAGAACAGUUGUAGGCAAAUAUAUUGUUUUGGCUCUCAAAAAUGUAUCCACAUAGACACAACUUUAUACAAGUUAAGUCAACUACACGAAGAAGUGAUAAAGCGUUAUUCAUCAAAGAACAACCCAAAAUUUUCUAUUCUUUAUGUUGACAAGUAUGCACCAGACAAAUCGUUUAUUGAGCUUGAUUCUGAUGAAAAGUUCAUGGCUAUGCUUAGCAUGUAUGGAAGCGAGAAACAAGUAACCAUUUAUGUGACAACAGAGAAUAACCUCGGCUCCGAUAUUCAUGCUAACCAUUCGUGUGCCAAAAAAGAUGAACCACAUGAUGAGUAUGAUGCAAACCUUUGUCCUAGUGAAGAAAGCUAUCAUAGUCAUCUCAGUUCUGAUAAUGAAGACGGUAUAGUGAAUGAUGAUGAUGAAGUUAACUCAUUUAGUAAGAAUAGUAUAAGAAUGGAAGUCGGCUCAAAAUUUGAAAAUGUGGUUGAUUUUAGGAGAGCUUUGAACCACUUUGCAGUCAUAAAUGAGUUUAACUACUACAUUCAGAAAAGUGACCCGACACGAUUCACAGCAAGAUGUGAAAACCUAGAGUGUGAGUGGAGAAUUCAUGCUUCUAUUACACAAGAUGAAGUUACCUUUCAAGUUAAGAAAAUGGUAGAAGUACAUACUUGCACUCGAAGCAACAAAGGUGGCAAUAAGCGUGCCACUCAAGGUUGGAUUGCUAAUGUAGUAAAUGACAAGUUGAAAUCUGAUGGGGAUGUCUCUCCAUAUGAGCUUAGAAAUUGGAUUAUGAAAACUUACAAUGUUGACGUGCCGUACCUAAAAGUUUUUAGAGGGAAAGAGCAAGCUUAUACCGACAUGUAUGGUAAGUGGGAAGACUCUUUCAUGAAGAUGGACGAAUUUAGAGAAGAACUAUUACAAAGGAACGAAGGAAGCGUUGUUGAAAUUGACUUUGACAAAGUUGGUGGAAAGAAACUUUUCAAAAGGUUUUUUAUUUGUUUAGCAGCUUGUUCUAGAGGGUUUGUUGCUGGUUGUCAUCCGUAUAUUGGUCUUGAUGCUUGUCAUUUAAAAGGAAAGUUUAAUGGUGUACUAGCCGCUGCAACUGGUAUUGACGGUAACAAUUCUAUCUUUCCAAUAGCAUAUUGUGUGCUUGAAUCAGAAAACACACAAUCAUGGACAUGGUUUCUUGACUCACUCAAAAAAUCAAUUGGAACCCCAAAUGGUCUUGUUAUCUCAUCGGACAUGCAGAAAGGGUUAGAAGUAGCCAUCAUGAAUGUGUAUCCUAAUGUUGAGCAUAGAGAAUGUAUAAGGCACUUAUAUAGCAACUUCAAGAAACACUUUCGUGGUGACUUCUUUAACACCAAAAUAUGGGCUGCUGCGAAAACCUAUCGUCCUACCAAGCAUGAUAGGUUAUUAAAGGAAAUUAGUGAUAAAAAUGAAGAUGCCAUUACAUAUCUAAAUACCAAUCACAAAAAAAUCUGGAGUAGAAGCAAGUUUGGAACUACUUCCAAGUGUGAUUACAUCACUAAUAAUGUUUCAGAAACAUUUAAUUCUUGGAUUGGUAAAUUGCGCUAUAAACCCGUGCUUGAUCUCCUUGACGCAAUUAGGGAAAAGAUUAUGAAACGGUUUGAUAAGAAAAGGAAUUUGGUGAGUACAUGGAAUGGCGUAUUGGUUCCUAUUGCUAAAAAUCAUCUCAACGACAUCGCUAAGAACUUGGGUGAAUAUGAAGUUACUAGAAGUUGUGAGAAUCAAGCUGAAGUGAAGUACAAGGGAACACGUUGGGAGGUCAGUCUAGAUGAAAGAAAAUGUAGUUGUCGCGUGUGGCAAGUUCAGGGUCGACCAUGUGUACAUGCAGCGGCUUUUAUUGCUUUUAUAAGGGAUGCUAACAGGGACAAAUAUGUUGAUCCCUAUUUCACUAUAGAGAAAUUUAAAUCUGCAUAUGCUUUUCAAAUUGCUUCGAUGCCCGGACAGGAUCAAUGGGCGCAAAAAAAUAGGGAGAAAAUAUAUCCACCUAUUAUCAAACGCCCACCUGGACGACCAAGAAAAAAUAGAAUUAAAUCAUCGGAUGAGCCUAAAAGAAGACACAAGUGUCCGCGAUGUGGUGAGUAUGGACACCGUCAAAAAACAUGUAAAAAUCCAGCAUCUCAAAGUUUCGAUCAAAGUGAAACAGCCACCUCUAAAAGGAAACGUGGAAACAAUACAAAAUCGCAUGGUGAUGUGGGAGUUUCGGGGUCUACAUAA
This is a messenger RNA of Lactuca virosa, 2388 nucleotides long. NCBI's taxonomy places the organism in Eukaryota, Viridiplantae, Streptophyta, Magnoliopsida, Asterales, Asteraceae. The record is from the annotation of a GenBank genome assembly.